Nelumbo nucifera (sacred lotus) is the source of this 746-nucleotide messenger RNA. RefSeq lists its product as uncharacterized. The record is from RefSeq and is a predicted model, not a curated record. Lineage: Eukaryota; Viridiplantae; Streptophyta; Magnoliopsida; Proteales; Nelumbonaceae. Gene Ontology annotation, biological process: proton motive force-driven ATP synthesis. Gene Ontology annotation, molecular function: proton transmembrane transporter activity.
GCGAUGAUAAAAACUUUCUCGUUCCUCUAAAGACUAAUCUUUACACUCCGACGAUCAAAGUAGUGCGGCUCGAGAGGCCAUAGCUUCUCGUAUCUGCAUCUCCCAACGAGGCAACGACUAAUCUUUCAUAUUUACAACAAUCAACGGAAGAAACAAAGGGAAAACAAAGGUUCAUGGCAUCAAAGUUACAACAGUUACAAACCAAGGCUGCUCAGGCAUCACAGUUUGUUGCCAAGCAUGGAUGUGCUUACUACAAGCAAUUGAUGGAACAGAACAAGCAGUAUGUUGUGGAACCUCCUACCGUGGAGAAAUGCAAUCUCCUUGCAAAACAACUCUUUUACACUCGUCUUGCUAGUAUCCCCAGCCGUUAUGAGUCAUUCUGGAAAGAACUUGACUGUGUCAAGCACCUUUGGAAGAACAGGCAGGAGCUGAAAGUCGAGGAUGCUGGAAUAGCUGCUCUAUUCGGGCUGGAAUGUUAUGCCUGGUACUGUGCCGGUGAGAUUGUGGGGAGAGGAUUUACAUUCACCGGCUAUUAUCCCUAAGGAGAAGACACCUUAGGGAAAAAACUUCUUGUGGGUCAUAUUGUUUCUCAUCAAUAGGGUGGUUUAAGUAACUGACUUGUUUCUACAUGCAAAAUUUUGUUUUUCUGCAAAAGUUUUGAAGCUGACCAGUCAGCGAGACAAAGUGUGGUAGCCUUAAUAAACUCCAAAUUGGUAGAAUUCUAUUUACCUCAUCUGUGAACUGCA